AUGGAUUCGACAGCUGCGGUACACCUCCUUUCCACCACCUCACCGUCAAACCACCAACACGCGAGCCUCGUUCUUGCGUUCCGGGAACUGCAGCAGAGAGACUGGGAAAUCCGUAUCACUCAUAUUUACAGAGAGGCAAACUUCCUAGCUGAUAGCCUUGCUCAUCGCGGCCAUAUUCUUCCUAUUGGUUCGCAUGUUAUCUGUCCUUCCGAUCCGGAAAUUGCCCGUUUACGUAUGUUUGACAAUGUUGGUGGUUUCACCGUUCGUUUCCUUAAUGAGUAA
Molecule: messenger RNA, 282 nt
Organism: Linum trigynum
Lineage: Eukaryota; Viridiplantae; Streptophyta; Magnoliopsida; Malpighiales; Linaceae
Source: the annotation of a GenBank genome assembly